GCUGCAAAUAAGACUGUUCAUGUGAGAAGUCAUUAGAAAACAUGCGGCGCCGUCAUCCUUUAACUGCUUCCUGUCUUCUUCUUCUUCAUGGUUUUGCCAGUGGAAACAUCCGGUCGUUGAUCAUGAGGGCUCCCACUGCAGUUUUGUGAAAUAAAUCUGCUCUAGUGCCAAAACCUUCUUCAAAAAAUUAGUUUUCUUUAAUUGCUGCAUUUCCAUUAAGAAAAUCUAUUUUUGAAAUGUCAAAUUGGGCAAUUAUGUAAAACUUUACAGCAAUUCCUCAUAGCCAGCAUGCACAGGGCGACAGUGGAGAGGAAAAACUCCCCUUUAGCGGGAAGAAACCUCCAGCAGAACCAGAACACAGGUCAGUACCAGUGGCCGUCCGCCUCGACCGACUGGAGGUCAGAGAAGUCAGAGCAGACAGGAACAGAAGAACUGAACCAGGAGAACUUUCUAUGUUAGAGAAGUAAAAUGUUAACAGGAAGAACGAUGAGCUGAAGCAGCAAACAGAAGUCAGAGCAGGUGGAGCUUCAGAGAAACAACAGAAAACAUCAAGUUUAAAUAACAAAAGAUGCAAAGUGGAGAGAAGAACGUUUGUCCUCCAGCAACUUGAUGACAGGAUAACCUGAGCCUUUAAUCCUAGUCUAGAAAGUAUUCAAAGUAUCUGUUUGUAGAACCUCCAGAACCAGCAGUAACCCGUCUGGUACCGGCAGGUUCUGGAAGGAACACCUGGACCAAUCAGAUCCUCCGAUUUUAUCCUUUAAUUUGGUCAAUAAUUCUCGUCGUGGUAUCUAUUUAGCUUAAUUGUCUAUUUAAAGCGUCUAAGAGCCUUAGCAGCGGUUAAUGAUUCACCUGGCAUAAAUAAAGACGUUUUAGUUUGAAAAGAUUGUUUCCUCUCGCUACGUUUCGCUGCUUCAGCAGAAUCCACUUCCUGUUUACACCGCCGCGUUUUUAGCUUGUCUGAAAAUUAACUGGCAAUGGAAGAGUUCAGAUUGUUCCUGCUGGAAAAUUUAGAUCUGCUUCAAAAGAGAAACACCCAGGAAAGGAAGAAAAAACAUUUAAAUAAUGACAGAUUGAAUCUCUACUGUGCAGGACGGUAAUUACAACAGCAGCAGGUUUACAUGAAACUCAGAGUAAAAAUGACUCAAACCUGCUGAAUUUUACCAUAUUCAAGCUUUAUUGAGAUUUUAUGUGACAAACCAAUAGAAGGCUGCUCAUAUUUGUGAAAUGGAAGUAAGUGAUCCACAUUUUAUUAUUUUAAUAAAUAAAAAUCUGAAAAGUGCGGUGUACCUUUGUAUAGAACUGCCUUUUGCUCCCGUUACUUCUGGGGUCUUUUCCACCAGUGCUGCAUGUCUAGAAAUCAACUUUUUUAUGGAUUCUUCCAUGCAGAAUCUGUAUGGACAGAAAUAUUCAAGUCUUGGCUCAAACUCUCCGUCAGAUUUAGGUCUGUACUUUGACUAGGCCCAUUCUUCUGUCUCCCUGGCAUUGUUAUCGUUUUCCUUUCUGAGGUUCUUGGAUGGAACGUGAUGAUGAUGAUGGUUUGUGGCAGAACUUUGUUUUCAGAGUCUGUUAUUACAUUAAACAUGUAAAUAUUUUUGAAGCGAACAUCCCAUAAUCAGCUCCUUGCUGCUCUGUAAACACUCCUGCAACAACACUGUUAUUCUGCUUACCGUUGCUUGGGAAACCCGUCCAGCUUUUGGAGAUAGCCUGCAGGGUUCAGGUUUGUUUCCAAACAGACAGAAAACACUCGGAUCGCAGCUCUGUGGAGGCUUAGGGCUCAUUUUUAUUCAAAAUCUAUUCUUUCUGAUCUGAUUCUGUGCAGAACUCAGUGAACUGAUUCACAUUUAAUCUGAUUGCGUAAUAACCCUGCGGUGAGUUCAGAGAUCCAGACGGGAGGUGAAUGAAGUUUGAAAGUCCUCGCAGGUCAUGCUGCUUUUAUAAAUACCAGCCUGGAGGCGGUCCAGUCCCGCCCCUCGGCCCGCUGGCAGCCUGGCUUGUUGGAGAAGGUGUCCGCUUUCUUCUGCCCCCUCAGUGGGGCGGUCAGAUGUCCCUAACGGCCUUCAUUCAAAGUUUCUUCUGACCAUAUGGCGACAUCCAGAGGGAACAGAAAGGGCCGAGGGGUGCGAAGGGGACACUUUCCACUCGAUGUAUUAAAAUAUGAGUCUGCUGCCCGAGAGAUGAAGAAAUGUGUUUAUGUGUUAAAGUGUUGCAGAAACCCCAGCUGGUCAGCAUGGAUCCUCCAGAGAAGGCAGGGAAGAGGCGAGGCGCCGCAGCGCCCGACGGCGGCUACGCCUGGCUCAUCCUGCUCUCCUGCUUCUUCGUCUUCGGCCUGACCUUCGGUGUGAUCAAGUCCUUUGGUAUAUUUUUUGUUGAGAUCCAACAGUACUUUGAAACCACAGCAGCAGGAACGUCAUGGAUCACCUCCAUCGCCGUGGCGACCAUUCACAUAGCAGCCCCGGUCUCCUCCGCUCUGAGUGCGCGCUUCAGCCAUCGCGCUGUGGUAAUCUCGGGCGGCCUCAUCUGCAGCGCCGCCGUCGUGUUCGGCGCUUUGGCCCGCAGUCUGACUGAACUCUACAUAACUGUGGGUUUCCUAAACGGUUUCGGCUAUGCGCUGACCUGGACCCCCACCGUCACCAUGCUGGGCCUGUACUUCGACAGGAGGCGCCCGGUCGCUAACGCCUUGGCUAGCGCUGGAGAAUGCAUCCUGACGUUCAGCCUCACGCCGCUGUUCCAGCUGCUGAUCGACAGCUUCUCCUGGAGGGGCGCGCUGCUCAUCCUGGGGGGGCUGCAGCUCAACUUGUGUGUGUGUGGCAUGCUGCUCCGGCCCCUGAGGGCCCCAAGAGAUGCUAACGUUAUCAGGAAGGUCAAAGAAGAAGAGGAGAGCCUCCAGAAAGGAGACCUGGAGGAAACCAAGCGGGGCUUUCGAUUGGAAAGUGAGCUGAACGUCCUAGAAAUGAACGAUCAGGAGACUGUGAAAGAUUGUGUUGAAGUUCCUGAUGAGACGUCCAGUGUGACCGGGAACUCUUCAACCGGUCCAAAGAGGACCCAACUGAGGACUAGAGUCCAGCACUAUGUCGAUUACACGCUCAUCACUAAUGGCCGCUUCAUGGUCUACUCCAUGUUCGGGGUGUUUGCGGCGCUCGGGUUCUUCGCGCCGUCGCUCUUCCUGGUUCCGUACGCUCGCAGCCAGGGGCUGAAUGAGUACCAGGCGGCGGCCCUGCUGUCCAUCUCUGCGGUGCUCGACCUCUUCGGCAGAAUCUUCUUCGGCUGGGUGGCGAACCUGAGGCUGAUUCAGACGGUCCAGCAGCUCACCGCCACCGUGGUUCUGCUCGGCGCCGUGUUGCUGCUGUGCCCGCUAGCCUCCACCUUCCCGGAGCUGGUGGCGUUCAGCGCCGCCCACGGCCUGGUGUACGGCGCCACGGUGGCCGUCCACAUCACGGUGCUGCCGGAGGUGGUGGGCGUGGAGCGGCUGGGCAGCGCGCUGGGCUUCUUCAUGCUGAUCCGCAGCAGCGGAGGCCUGCUGGGGCCGCCCGUCGCUGGUUUCUUCAUUGACAAGAUGGAGAACUACGGGAUGGGCUUCCUCAUGUCCGGAGUGGCCCUCAUCGUGUCCGCUCUGUUCCUCCUCAUUCUGCACCAGAUGAACCAGCAGAGUCAGAAAACGGCCACCGAUGCUGCACUCACAGAGAAAAAGAUCUGGAAAAAGUGUUUCUGUUAGAGGGAAAGAACCAGACAUGAAGAACUCUGACUGCGGUUCAUGUUCGGCUCUAAUCUGGAUCCAAAAAUCAGCCGGUCAGCAGAGGUCAGAGCCGGUAAAUUAGGUCAAGCUAAUCAUAAUCUGCAGGAUCAGCUCUGUGGUCAGGAACAGAAGAUAAAUGCUGCGUGAGUCGGUAAAUGUUUGGGGUUCUUAUGAACUCAGCUUUUUCCAACAAUGCUUAGUAAUUAAUUGUAUACUGGACAGUUUUCAUGGUCAUAGCGGCACGUUCAGAUGUUUCCUAACAACCGUGGCUCCACUUAAAGAGAAAUAAACAGUUAUUGCAACGAAUCAUCAUUACAAGAAAAUAUUCUACCAGGUUUGAGUUUAUGUAACUGAAGCAAUGUCGUUUCUAAAAUGUAAGAUCUAACAUCAACUUUCAUCUGUUUGUAGUUUUUAUUAAACAAGUUCAGUUCCCCCGUGAGUUCAAGUUUAAGGAGAACUUGGACUUUUUUCUGGAGCUGAAAAAAAAACAUUUUUAUGCUCAUUAAAAAAAGUUUUCUGUCAAUUUUAUUAAAAGUAUAAACUGUUUCUCAACGUGGUUCUUCCUUUGUUGCUUCGUAAAGGUUUACUAAAGUUUAAAGCUCGUCUGUGGCGCCCUCUAGUGGCAGUCUGCUGACAUUACAGCAUUUAUAAAAA
Molecule: messenger RNA, 4387 nt
Organism: Poecilia latipinna (sailfin molly)
Lineage: Eukaryota; Metazoa; Chordata; Actinopteri; Cyprinodontiformes; Poeciliidae
Product: monocarboxylate transporter 13
Exons: 5
Coding region: 2183-3712 (509 amino acids)
Biological process (GO): monocarboxylic acid transport; transmembrane transport
Molecular function (GO): monocarboxylic acid transmembrane transporter activity
Source: RefSeq, a predicted model, not a curated record